Molecule: messenger RNA, 1516 nt
Organism: Phycomyces blakesleeanus NRRL 1555(-)
Lineage: Eukaryota; Fungi; Mucoromycota; Mucoromycetes; Mucorales; Phycomycetaceae
Exons: 7
Coding region: 1-1494 (497 amino acids)
Biological process (GO): quinolinate biosynthetic process; NAD+ metabolic process; L-tryptophan catabolic process
Cellular component (GO): mitochondrial outer membrane
Molecular function (GO): kynurenine 3-monooxygenase activity; FAD binding; NAD(P)H oxidase H2O2-forming activity
Source: RefSeq, a predicted model, not a curated record
AUGUCAGACAUUAAACAUCCUGCAACUGUUGCCAUUGUCGGUGCUGGUCUUGUCGGCUGUCUCAAUGCAAUUUAUUUUGCCCAACGUGGUUGGAAUGUAGUUCUUUAUGAGCAUAGAAAAGAUAUGAGAUUACCCGAAGAAAAAAUAAAUCAAAGAGGCCGUUCGAUCAAUCUUGCUGUGUCUGAACGUGGUUUGAGCGCCCUGAGAAAAGUUGAUAUGGGAUUGGAAGAAAUUGUCCUUGGUGCAGCUGUGCCGAUGCGUGCCCGAAUGGUGCAUUUAGGUAAAGACACUCAAACGUCUCAAGCAUAUUCUGUACAUGGAGAGCAUAUUAAUGCAGUAGACCGUGGCCGUCUGAACGAGCUCUUGUUAAAUGUUGUGGGUGAUCUCCCAAACGUCAGAUUGGGAUUUGAACAUCAUCUCUUGCACGCUAACCUUGAGAAUGGUACCAUGGAAUUUAGUGUGGGCCCUGAAAAGAUAAAAGUGUUCAAAACAGCAGAUUUAGUAAUUGGUACUGAUGGUGCCUACUCAAAGACAAGAUCCCAGAUGAUGCGAUCUAUGCGUAUGCAGUAUUCUCAAGAGUAUAUUGACACUGCUUACUGCGAACUAUCCAUGCCUCCAGCAAAAGAUGAACAGGGUAAUGACACCUAUGCUUUGGAUCCCAAUCAUCUUCACAUCUGGCCAAGACACACAUUUAUGUUAAUUGCUCUACCAAACCUGGCAAGUACCUUUUUUUUCCUUUUCUUUUUCUUUUUAGAUCAUUCCUUUACUUGUACUUUAUUCAUGCCCUUUGAAAUGUUUGAAUCUAUCAAUACAUCCGAAAAAUUGCUAGAAUUUUUCCAAGAAAAUUUCCCGGACUCAAUCCCACUCAUUGGCACCAAGCGUCUAGUCGAAGACUACUUUGCCAACCAAAAAGGUUCUUUGAUCAACAUAAAAACUUCUCCUCACAAUUUUAAAGACAAGGCUUUGAUUCUCGGUGACGCUGCUCACGCCAUGGUUCCAUUCUACGGCCAGGGUAUGAACUGUGGGUUCCAGGAUGUGGAGGUCUUGCACGAGAUACUCGACAAACACAAUGUCUUGCCUUCAAAGCACGAAAACGGCAAGAUCGAUGACCUCGAGGCUGCACUUGACGAGUACUCUCGGGUUCAUGUCAAGGAUACCCACGCAAUCUGCGACCUUGCACUCUAUAACCACUACGAGAUGCAGUCAGCCGUGACAUCGGUGAGAUAUCUGGCCCGCAAGAAACUUGAGGGCAUCUUACACAUUGUCAUGCCCCGAGUUGUGAUUCCACUCUACACCAUGGUCAGCUUUACAACCAUGCCUUAUUCACAGGCAAUCCAGCGCUGGAACCGACAGUCGUUUUGGUUGAAUACGAUUGUGGGGACCAUGGCAAUCGGAACAGUUACAGCCAUGAGUUACUUUACAGUCAAGAAUAAGGUGUCUGUGUCUGUGCCAGAUAUCAUUCAGUCUGUGGCUCAAUUAAGCGGUUUCAUAUAACAAAACAAAAGUAAACAAAAAA